AUGUCUAUGCUUCCAACUUUUGGCUUUACGCAAGAGCAAGUUGCGUGCGUCUGCGAGGUCCUCCAACAGGGUGGAAACAUCGAACGACUCGGGCGCUUUUUGUGGUCUUUACCCGCGUGUGAGCACCUCCACAAAAAUGAAAGUGUUCUCAAAGCUAAAGCUGUGGUCGCCUUUCACAGAGGAAAUUUCAGAGAGCUUUAUAAGAUCCUUGAGAGCCACCAAUUCUCCCCUCACAAUCACCCGAAGCUGCAACAGCUUUGGCUCAAAGCACACUAUAUCGAGGCGGAGAAGCUCCGAGGCCGCCCUCUCGGGGCUGUGGGAAAGUACCGUGUCCGCAGAAAGUUCCCCCUGCCUCGGUCUAUCUGGGACGGCGAGGAGACAAGUUACUGUUUCAAAGAGAAGAGCAGGAACGUACUCAGAGAAUGGUACACGCAUAACCCCUACCCUUCCCCGCGGGAGAAGAGGGAGCUCGCCGAGGGCACAGGGUUGACAACCACACAAGUCAGUAACUGGUUCAAAAACAGACGGCAAAGAGACCGCGCGGCAGAAGCUAAGGAAAGGGAAAACAACGAAAACUCCAACACCAACAGCCACAACCCAUUGACUUCUUCCAUGAAUGGAAAUAAAACACUUUUGGGGAGCUCAGACGACGACAAAACGCCUUCAGGGACUCCGGAUCACACUUCGUCGAGCCCGGCAAUGCUCCUCGCUUCAAACUCCGGGCUGCAGAUGCACGGCCUCGCGCCUCCACCCGGGCCUAGCGCCAUCCUCGUGUCCAGCCUUGACUCUGUGCACCAUCAUCACUCUUUGCACGACACUAUACUGAACCCUAUGUCGUCCAACCUGGUCGAACUCGGCUCUUAAACAUGGGACCCUGUUGGGAAAGACCUUUCUGAGUGCACAUGGAUGUUUGAGAAAAGCUUCAGGCACUUGAGGCAAAAGGAAAGAACAGAGUCGGAAAAAUGUGGCACACGCCGUGAGAGGUGAGAUGGUAGGCGUUUAGCUGAACAGGCUGGACUGAAAGGUAUUUUACCGGGAUGUAAUAACAUGUCAUACUGUUGAAAACAAUAACAAUAAAAUGUCUUAAUUCUUG
Molecule: messenger RNA, 1093 nt
Organism: Salvelinus namaycush (lake trout)
Lineage: Eukaryota; Metazoa; Chordata; Actinopteri; Salmoniformes; Salmonidae
Product: homeobox protein SIX2-like
Exons: 2
Coding region: 1-864 (287 amino acids)
Biological process (GO): regulation of transcription by RNA polymerase II
Cellular component (GO): nucleus; transcription regulator complex
Molecular function (GO): DNA-binding transcription factor activity, RNA polymerase II-specific; RNA polymerase II cis-regulatory region sequence-specific DNA binding
Source: RefSeq, a predicted model, not a curated record